This is a messenger RNA of [Candida] anglica, 1330 nucleotides long. Lineage: Eukaryota; Fungi; Ascomycota; Pichiomycetes; Serinales; Debaryomycetaceae. The record is from the annotation of a GenBank genome assembly.
CGUUUUUCAAUCAGCUAUAACACCAUCAAUAAUGACUACAACGGGGACUAAUGGCACUUCAGUGGUACCUGUUCCCAAUGAGGAACAUGAUGCAUCCACUAAGAAGUCUGUGCCGGUUACUGCCGACGAUUUAUACCGUCGUUCAACGCAGUACUUAAUCUGGUCGUUCACACAAGAAGAAUUGGACAAAAUGCGAUUAAAAGUACAUAAACAAGGGAUUAAGGAAGCUCGAAUCAAGUUUGAUAAAGCUGGGAAAGAUCAACUGAACCCAGAUUUCGAGAAAUAUGCCCUGCAAUUGACAGCAGAUGCGUUAUUGGACCCUCCAAGUCUUGAAGAAGAAUCAAAGUUCCUUUCAUAUUACGUUAAGAAUGUCAUUGACACUGCUGAUUAUUUCCGUAUGCCCACUCAGGUCAAAGCUACCGCUGCAUCUUUCUUCAAAAAGUUCUACUUGGUACAUUCCAUCAUGGAGUACCACCCGAAACAUAUCUUGUACACGUGUCUCUUCCUUGCGGCCAAAUCGGAAAACUACUUCAUGUCGAUUGAAUCCUUCACCAAGCCAUUGCCCAAUACGGAGCCUCUGCAUGUGUUGGACUUGGAGUUUAUAGUGCUCCUGUCGCUCAAGUUCACGCUUUUGGUCCAUCAUCCAUUCAGACCGUUGUACGGACUCUUUUUGGAUGCCCAAGCGGUUCUUUUACAUCCUUCACCAUUGAUGUACGAUGUCAAUGUCGACACCUUGGGAGCUCUUUACGAUAAGCUGAAGAAAUGGUUGGUGGAUCAUGCGGUUCUUAGUGACGUUUCGUUAUUGUUUACCCCUCCCCAGAUUGCAUUGGCGGCCAUGUAUGACAUUGAUAAGAGAAUCACUGAUCGGUAUUUGAAGCGGAAGUUUUUGAAAGAUGAGCAAGAGGGCCAAGAUGUAGAUGAAGAGGAGAAGUCUGUCAAGGUUAAACAGGAGGAGGGGGAGGGAUCCACCAAUGAGGAUGUAGAGAUGAAGGAUGAGAAUGAGAAGGAGGUAAAGAUAGAGACACCAACUAACUCCACCACCCACACAAAACGUGAAGAGUAUGAACUUCUUGUACGGACCAUUAGAAAAUGUAUACGUAAGGCUAAGGAGUUCCAGCUGCCCUCACGUGAAGAGAGUACUGCCAUUGACAAGAAAUGCUAUUUUGUGCUCAAUCCGGAACGUUUGAUCAAGAGAAAGAUAAAGCAAUUGAACACACCGCCAGCUGCAUCCGCAGCUGCUUCCCCAGCUCCAUCGGCAACCCCAGCUCCAGCUGCAUCCACCGCCCCAACGCUAGGUAUAUAGAUUAAUGACAAAGACAUGACGAAUCAU